This is a messenger RNA of Pisolithus orientalis, 1611 nucleotides long. RefSeq lists its product as uncharacterized. The record is from RefSeq and is a predicted model, not a curated record. Gene Ontology annotation, cellular component: nucleus. NCBI's taxonomy places the organism in Eukaryota, Fungi, Basidiomycota, Agaricomycetes, Boletales, Pisolithaceae. Gene Ontology annotation, molecular function: histone methyltransferase activity; zinc ion binding; protein binding. The coding region runs from base 1 to 1611 and encodes 536 amino acids. The transcript is spliced from 12 exons.
AUGUCAAUGAUAUGGGAGCGUUCACCGACACCUGAAGAAUCCUGGAGCGACGUUUCAGGUGGGAAUGACAAUUGCGAAUGGCCAAUUAAAGGUAUCGUUGGGGAAGAGAUUCGUCUUGACGGCACCCCAAGAUACGAAGUUAGAUGGGGCAACUGGUCUCGAGCAGAUGGGUCAAACACGACAUGGCAAAGUGACAUUCCUGAUCGGCCCGACCUAGUCAACCGCUGGAAACGCAUGCAAAGCAGGAAACGUGCUGCUCUUGCAGAGAACGACCUUGAUAUGGACGUUCGAUGGAAAGAUGACACCAUUCACCAACGUCUAACUCACCAACGUUCACAAGGAUAUGAGGAAAAGAAGCAACGUCGCUUCUCUGAUUUAUCAACUGCGAACUGGGAUGAAGAAGUUGAGAACGCAUACAAGCGACUUCAGGAACGCAGUGUAGAGGACAGUGGACCCCAACUCAGAGUAAGGAGAAAUACUAAUGUUGCAUCGCAACCUUCUCAAAGACGUGGGAGGACGUCAUCUCCUGCGCAGCUCAUUCUUACGCGUGAUAUUCCUUCCCAAUUGUCGUCUUCAGUUAGCAGUCCAAGGAGAGGCCGUCCACGGCUCGAUAUCUCAAUCCCUCUGUCGCCGCAAUCUGGUACAUCGAAUAGUACAGCGGCACACUUGCAGUUGCCUUCCACAACCUCAAGUUCUUCUGAAUCACGUGUCGUAUACUCUAUCCAAACGCUCCGUUCUCGCUUGGAGCGUGCGUGGACCAGAGCCGCGAGGGAUGUCAUGGCGGUUGAGGUCAGGAUUGAUAGGAGCAUUGCUGACGAAAACAUUCCUCGUGAUCUAAGCAAGUUCAAGUACAUUGAAAGGGGCUAUUUGUUCGAUGAUGGUCUCCAACAGGUGUUCGACGUUCCUCGUGAUGUCUUUACUAUCUGUGAUUGCUCUCAGUGUCUGGAUGCCUCUCGUUGCUCCUGCCAAGCGAUCUCUGAGAUACUGGACUCGCUGCAGAGGAAAACUUACGCCUAUACCAAGGGCCUAUUCACCUUCAACGUGCCACAAGGCACAGAAGUCAUCGAAUGUAACAAGUUUUGCGGCUGUGGCCCUCGCUGUCAAAAUCGAGUCGCUCAACAGCCCCGAGACGUCGAAAUAGAGAUCUUCGACACAAAGCGGUGUGGCUGGGGCGCGCGAACAUUGGAAAACGUUCCGAAAGGGAAGGUUGUUGGGACCUAUACAGGGAAAGUCAUACGACGAGAGGACGUCGACGCAAUUCCGGAAGAGCAUUACGGCUACCUCUUUGACUUAGACGGCACUGAAAUCAAGAACGAGGAAAAUCUUGGAAACAGGUACACGGUUGAUUCGUAUUCUUGUGGCAACUGGACCCGGUUCGUAAACCAUUCCUGUAAUCCGAACAUGGUCGUAUAUUCCGUCGUAUACGAUACGAUUCCAGACGUCAACAUGCCAUAUGUGGCUUUCGUUGCUCGCCAGGAUAUCGCGGCAGGUACGGAACUGACGAUCAACUAUCAACCCUACCUGGAUGAAGAUUUCGAUAUUAAAAUCAAGCAUGAUGCGGAACGCUGCGAGUGUGGAACGGCGCAGUGCCGAGGAUGGUACAGAAUAUAG